UUUUGUCAACAAAAAUGCUAUUUUUCAAAAGAAAAUGAAGAUUUAAAGGGUUAGAAUGUUUUAGAAAUGAAUAAAUGUUCAGAACUGGUUUCUUUAUCUUUUCAGCCAACAAAAAUAACCCCAAAAUGGGAAAAAUCUAAAUCAUUAGCAUAUACAAAAAAAAAAGUUUUCAAAAAUAACUCAGAUGAAGAGGAGGAAAAAGUGAAGGAUGAAUUACUGAGCGGAUUUGAUGACUCGGGUGCUUUAUCAUUGAAUCCUGAAAAACAUUCUAAAAAAGAACCAUUAGUUAUUCCAACUCUUAGAAAUAGAGAUUGGCAUCAAGAAAUUCUAAAACUCCGUGAAAAAAUAUCAUAUCUUCCUAACAAAGAAUAUUUACAAGAUGGAAAUGUUAUUUCUCAAGAAAAGGAAAAAGAUUCAAAAACAUAUGGUUUAACGUUUAUUGACAAACAAAAAAAGAUUUCACCCGAAAAAAAAGCUCUAGAGCCAUCUAAUACAUCCGCUCCUUCUCUUUCUAAUGCAGAGAAUACAGAAGAGGAAUGUGUUAUCAGAGCAUUAUUAGCAGAAGCAGAAGGACAAAGAACAGAAUCAAAUCUUAUAUUACCUAUGACAUCUAAUACAGAUUGGAAAACAAAUACUCGAUAUUUGACAGAAGAUGAACUAUAUAAGCGAGAUAUUAUGUAUUUACCAGACCCAGCAACUUUGGAAGAUUACGAAAAUAUCCCUGUUGAAGAAUUCGGCAAUGCUUUAUUACGAGGUAUGGGCUGGAAAGAAGGUGAAGGUAUUGGAAAAAAUAAACAAAAAACCGAAAUUCCUAAUAGGAUGAUUCGAAGAACUCAGUUUUUAGGUAUUGGUGCAAAAGAAUAUGAUGCAAAAGAGCAGGAUGAACUGGGAGCAUGGGGAAAGGGCAUUACAAAAAAACAGGCAGAUAAAACUUAUAUUCCCGUUUUAAAAGUAGAUAAAGUAACAGGGAAAAUAAUAUACGAAGAAGCAACUAAAAAUAGAUCAAAAGAAACCUAUGAAAAAAAUACCAGUUUCAGAAAAUCACAAGAAAAAUUUAGAAGUAUUCCAACAAAAAAAAGUAACAAUUAUUCCUUCAAAGAAAACAAAUCAGAGAAUUUAUAUAAAGAUUAUACCGAGGAUUCAUAUCACUCUAGUUACUCAAUUUCAAGGAAAGAUUCGGAUGAUUAUAGACAUCAUUAUAGUGAUAGAAGUAAAAAUCAAUAUUAUAAUACUUAUAAAGAUAAAUAUUAGUUUUUUACAUAUAUUAAUACCGAAA
Messenger RNA from Pneumocystis murina B123, 1276 nucleotides. RefSeq lists its product as hypothetical. The record is from RefSeq and is a predicted model, not a curated record. The coding region runs from base 67 to 1251 and encodes 394 amino acids. The transcript has a single exon. Gene Ontology annotation, biological process: mRNA splicing, via spliceosome. Gene Ontology annotation, cellular component: spliceosomal complex. Lineage: Eukaryota; Fungi; Ascomycota; Pneumocystomycetes; Pneumocystales; Pneumocystaceae. Gene Ontology annotation, molecular function: nucleic acid binding.